This is a messenger RNA of Daldinia decipiens, 786 nucleotides long. RefSeq names its product POZ domain-containing protein. Gene Ontology annotation, molecular function: protein binding. The coding region runs from base 1 to 786 and encodes 261 amino acids. Lineage: Eukaryota; Fungi; Ascomycota; Sordariomycetes; Xylariales; Hypoxylaceae. The transcript has 5 exons. The record is from RefSeq and is a predicted model, not a curated record.
AUGUCAAUUAGAAUUCGAUACUAUCUAUCACCUGAGGCUAUGCUCUCUGAGUCCGGCGAGGAGCUAUUAAAGUCUGGAAUGUUUUCAGAUGUGAGAGUCGAGUCCAUUAUCUGCCCAAGAUGCCCCUACUUUAAUAAAGCGUUCAAUGGCCACUUCAAGGAUCAAGUCCCCGAUGAUAUAGAUCAUAUUAUUCAUUUUCUAUACACUGGAAAAAUUUCGCCGAAUCUAGUUGAAUCCCGUCAUUGCGACAUUCUUGAACUGGCAUAUUUCUUUCAAAUCUGCAGUUUGGUGAAAGAGAUCAUAUCAAUAAUCGACCUUAAGCUGGAAGGGAUGGUAACGCGUUUUGAAAAUGCGGUAGCACGUUUACAAAAUGUGUUUCAACAACCCAUAGAUCUAAGAAUGGUAUUUAAUGACGAGGAAAUCGGGUAUAUAUUCCGAGCGAUCGAGACUUCAUAUACCUCAGACUUGCCCUCAUAUGCACCUCUUCAAGAUUUAGUCAAAGACUUCAUAGUCAUGACCGGAUAUCGAAUUAUCAAGCACGACCGGUUUCUACUGACCUUGAAAAAUAUUCCGGAUCUCGCUGUGGACGUCGUGAAGCUUCUACAGCAUGCAAUAGUCGUUCGUGAAUUUCCUUCGGAAUGCAGGAAAUCUGGGCGCAAAAUCAGAGGUGAAUCGGUAUACAGUCAGUUGGGGAGAGACACUAAACGUUGUGGUUUAGCCGAACGCACGCUUCGUAGCAUAUGCGGAGACUGCCAAAGUACCUGCCUGUCUAUUCGAAGUGAAUAG